Linum trigynum is the source of this 2056-nucleotide messenger RNA. NCBI's taxonomy places the organism in Eukaryota, Viridiplantae, Streptophyta, Magnoliopsida, Malpighiales, Linaceae. The record is from the annotation of a GenBank genome assembly.
CUUCAGUCACUGUAAAGGAGAAACGUUGACAGGGACGGUAUAUUUAACCAUAGACAGACAAAAAAAAAAAAAAGAAGGGAAAUAAUAUAAGGAUCCGCCAUUGCCCAAUCCUCCACCGUCUCUCUUAUUUCUUUUACCUUCAUCGAAAGUCACAGAGACCCAAUUGGCCAAAUUCCAUUUCCAAACACGAACCUUCUCCUCCAUCCCCGCAAAAAUUUCCUUCCUUUUCCUUCUCGUGUCCCAUACCCAGACAAAAAAUAAUAAUAAUUAUUAUUGAGGAGAAAGAAAAAAAAACAGUUGCUGAUUCUUUGGUUUCCCACUCUGUUUGGGGUUCUUUCUUUUUCCUUUUUUUAAUUCCAACAGAUUCUUAACUUUCCUUCUAAUCCCCCCAUCAAUUCUCCCUUUUCCUCCCUCCAUCCCACUUUCCCUUUGGCUCUCUCGCGCUUUGAGAUAUUUCCUUGUGAUUUCCCUCUUCCGAUUCCGGCAAUCCGGUGGGAAUUCUGGCGAUUACCGCGUCGGAAUCGUUGCUGGGUCUCUGAAUUUGGGGAGCAGGAACAGAGGUAUUGGAUAAAGGAAGGAUUUUUGUAUAUAUAUAGGGUGGUGGUGGAAAACGGUGGAGAAAAGUUGUUGAAUUUUGGGGAGCUGAUUAUCGAAGCAGAAUUGCCUUAGGUGGUUUGUUUGUGUAUCUACUUUUUGGGGAGAGAUGGACAAGUAUGAGCUAGUGAAGGACAUAGGAUCUGGCAAUUUCGGGGUUGCUAGGCUGAUGAGGAACAAGCAGACCAGAGAGCUCGUCGCCAUGAAAUAUAUCGAGCGUGGCCCCAAGAUUGAUGAGAAUGUGGCAAGAGAGAUUAUAAAUCACAGAUCGCUUCGCCAUCCUAACAUAAUUCGCUUCAAGGAGCUGGUUCUGACUCCAACCCAUCUAUCUAUAGUGAUGGAGUAUGCUGCCGGCGGGGAGCUGUUUGAGCGCAUCUGUAAUGCUGGAAGAUUCAGCGAAGAUGAGGCUAGGUACUUCUUCCAACAGCUUAUUUCAGGCGUCAGCUACUGCCAUUCCAUGCAAAUAUGCCAUCGAGAUUUGAAGCUGGAAAAUACAUUACUGGAUGGAAGCCCAGCCCCACGGUUGAAGAUAUGUGAUUUUGGUUAUUCAAAGUCUUCUUUACUUCAUUCAAGACCAAAAUCAACUGUUGGGACUCCAGCAUAUAUUGCUCCGGAGGUUCUUUCCCGCAGAGAAUAUGAUGGCAAGUUGGCUGAUGUAUGGUCAUGUGGAGUAACACUCUAUGUUAUGCUGGUGGGAGCAUAUCCUUUUGAAGACCAGGAUGACCCAAAGAAUUUCAGAAAAACAAUCAACAAAAUAAUGGGUGUUCAGUACAAGAUCCCAGAUUUUGUACACAUAUCGCAAGAUUGUAGGCACCUCAUUUCCCGCAUAUUUGUUGCAAAUCCGCUCAAGAGAAUCACAAUGAAAGAGAUCAAGAGCCACCCUUGGUUUCUGAAGAAUCUGCCUAGAGAACUGACGGAGGCAGCCCAAACCAUGUACUACAGGAAAGAGAAUCCAGCCUUCUCCUUACAAACUGUGGAGGCGAUCAUGAAAAUCGUUGAAGAGGCCAAAGUGCCUGCAAAAGUCUCGAGAUCAAUUGGGGCCUUCGGCUGGGGAGCAGAAGAUGAAGAAGAAGAGGAUGAUAAAAGGGAAGAAGAGCCCGAGCCUGAGGCUGAGGAAGGAGGAGGAGUGGUUGAUGAGUAUGAAAAGAGGGUUAAGGAGGCACAAGCUAGUGGCGAAUUCCGAGUUAGUUAAGCGGAUGAUACCUAGUUUGCACGUUGGGGAAGUAUGGACGUCUAGGAAUAUGCUGCUUGCUUCCUAUUUUACCUCUACAAUAGGAUUGCCAUGGAGAGUCUGUAUAAAACAACCUUCUGUAAUCUAGAACCCCCUUAUGGUGCAUGUGUGGUAAUAAUCUGUGUGUGUAAAUUUGUAGCGGUUUUGGGUAUUGGCAGGCAGGCAAGGUGUGGGACGAAAUCUGCUCCACGGGAAAUAGGGUUUGUGUUUGUGCUGAAUUCUGCAAGACAG